This is a messenger RNA of Tricharina praecox, 980 nucleotides long. RefSeq lists its product as uncharacterized. NCBI's taxonomy places the organism in Eukaryota, Fungi, Ascomycota, Pezizomycetes, Pezizales, Pyronemataceae. The annotation marks the transcript as partial. The record is from RefSeq and is a predicted model, not a curated record. The transcript has a single exon.
GCGGGGCGGGUGGAAUGCAAUGCACGAACUGCAUGGGUUCGCGAACAAGCGGGGGUGGGGGGAAGAGGAGGAGGAGGAGGAGGAAGAGGGUGGGAUGAGAUUGAUUUUUUCGGACAGUUGUGAUGCGGUUCGAGUUGGUCGGUCUGCCGAGGGAUGCACGUUCAUGGCAACCAGCAAGCAGCAGCCAGCAGCCACACACGACACACGACACCACACACGACACAUGCUCAACCAACCUCCUAAUCCCGCCGUCUCGUCCUCGACCGAUUCCUCAUCCGACAUCUUCAGGCGUUCAUCGGUCCGUCCGUUUGCCAUCUGCUGCUAUUCUUCUACCGGAUCCGGACAUGAGUGAUGAAUUGAUUGUUCUGUUUUCGACCGUGACGGUUCGGACGCCGCUUGCAUGUGGAUAUGCACGUUUUCUUCCCUACUUCUUACUUAUCUUUCCUUUCUUCUUUCCUUUUUCCUUUUUCUUCUUCUAUUGUAGACUCCAUUCAGCAAGGCGGCUGUGUGUGCGCGUGUGUGCGUGUGUGCGUGUGGGUAUCGGACUGGGUUGGGGCGUUUUUUCUUUCUUUCUUUGGAGGACAAAUGUAUUUAGACAGUUUUUUUGGUGUCUUCUUUUUUUUUGGUUUCUUUGUUUUUCUUUUCUUUUUCGUUUUCACUUUUGCUUACGGGACCGGACGGACUGGACUGGAAGGGGUGGUUUUUUGAUUUGAUUGCACGGGAACGGCGGAUGGGCUUUUAGACUUUUUUUAUCGUACCGUUUGUUUCCUUUUCUUUAUUUCCUUUUUCCUUUCCGUUUCUUUUAUCCUUGACUAAAGUUGAUGCUCGAGACGGGAAGGGAUGGGGGCAUAUAUCAUUUUUAUGUAGUAAAGCGGAGUCUAAGGAGGAGGAGGAGGAAGAGGAGGAGGAGGAGGAGGAGAUGCACGUGCGCAUAAUAACUCCAUGAAGAAGAAGAAGAUUAAGAAGAAGAAUAAGAAGCG